AUGGCGGCCAACGUGUGUGCAAGGUCGCAUCGCGUUUUAAGACAAGUAUCGUGGAAUCAUUUGAUAAGAAGACCUUUUAGUUUCAGUACUUCCUUAACUACAGCUACAUCUACGAGAACGUGUUCCUUAUGGCGUAGCUUUUGCAGUAAGGCGACGAAUGGCGGUUGUAAACCGCUGGGGUCGAUUGAUCAAAGUGAUAAGUUUCAUCUAGUAUUCACGUGCAAAGUGUGUGAAACACGAUCACAGAAGCUUUUUAGUAAACAGGCCUAUUCUAAAGGAGUAGUUAUUGUCAAAUGUCCUGGAUGUAACAACAAUCAUCUUAUAGCCGACAACUUGGGAUGGUUUUAUGACGAUAACAGGUAAAUUUGCUUUACUGCUUUGAGUUAGAUAGAGCCUAAGAUAGAGAACUAAAAGCUUAUGUGACAUAAACACUGCAUUCUUUGGUGAAAAUCCUAAUUCCCCAAAGAUGCAUUUCCUCAAGUCUAAAUUUAAUUUAAUUUAGCAGGGGGUUAAUUUUGAUGACUUUCGAUGUAUUUUUUUUCAAGGAAAACCGUUUUUGAAAGAGUACAGCUGUGGAAACGUUUAAGGGAUCCCAGGCCCCGGGACGGGGAACUUGGAACUUCGGGAAACUUGGGCUACGCUAUGCUGGGCAUGUGCUACUGUUCCUUAAGAUCCCCUACCCCAUUAUAUUAUAUUCUUUGGCCAGUCCUAGAACCUCUCGACUGUGAUCUUGCCAUUUUUUAAUUCCUACUAACUGGAAUUUUCUUAUCCCCCAAAAUGUCCAAUAAGGUUCAACCCCAUUUUAGUAACUCUAUAGAAAAUGAAAACCUGUGGUAAUCAACCCAGUCAUGAAAAUGUGACCCCAUCCUUUGGCACAUUCUUAUUAGCUUAUUAGUAGAAAGUACCACUAAUGCUGCCCCCCAUCCACCUCCCACUGGUUCCACGCUGCCCAUAUACACUGUGUAUUACCUCUGUUUUGUUGGUAUCCAAUCAUUUUGCCAAAAGUACAUCUGUACUAGAUGAGACAAUUCAUCCAAAGUCAGAAUAUGUUAAUCCUCAGAGAUCAUGCACAGUCUCUCCUCGAAAUGGCAUACACUGUACAUGUACAUACCAUGUGAGUUGAUUGUAAAUCAACUUUUUCUUAUUCAGAAACCACCUUCACAUUGUCUCAGUGUUUUGUACACAUAGAAAGUCGGUUUAAGUUUAAUUUCAGUCAUUAACUUCCUUAUAAAAGUAAUAAUGAAAAUCCACAAAUGAGUGAGUUGAUACAAUGCCUACCCACAUAUGCAAGAUACAUAUGCAAGAUACAUAUGCAAGAUACAUAUGCAAGAUACAUAUGCAAUCACACCUGAAGUCAAGCUUGAAUGGUCCAUGUGAUUAAAUUAUUACUUUAAGCCUGUUGAAUGAUAUUUUACAGAAAUAUUGAAGAUAUCUUGGCUGAAAAGGGCGAAUCAGUCAAAAGGUUGACAGAGAAUGAUUCCUUGGAGUUUCUUGUAAAAGACUUGGCAAACAGAAUUGAAAAGGGAGAACCAAGUGAAGAUGAGGAUUAA
This is a messenger RNA of Pocillopora meandrina, 1550 nucleotides long. Lineage: Eukaryota; Metazoa; Cnidaria; Anthozoa; Scleractinia; Pocilloporidae. The record is from the annotation of a GenBank genome assembly.